CUAGGCAUGAAGUGGCACGUGAUCUUUUUCUUCGUCGUCCUAUUUUGCAUUGGAAUUUUUGACACAGAGGCUGCUUGCAAGAAACCUCCAAAAAGAAGGGGAAGGGGAAAGCGUGCUGCCGACGCUGAACAAAAAACAGUUGGACGUAUCAACAGGAAAUACAUAGGAGACCAGGAGAUUAUUGAAAUUGAGGAUAUGACCUCUCUUCCUGAAAAUUUCUAAUUCUUCGCCUGAAAAAUAGCAUUGAAGUAAAAU
Molecule: messenger RNA, 255 nt
Organism: Cylicocyclus nassatus
Lineage: Eukaryota; Metazoa; Nematoda; Chromadorea; Rhabditida; Strongylidae
Source: the annotation of a GenBank genome assembly